Messenger RNA from Gongylonema pulchrum, 318 nucleotides. The record is from the annotation of a GenBank genome assembly. NCBI's taxonomy places the organism in Eukaryota, Metazoa, Nematoda, Chromadorea, Rhabditida, Gongylonematidae.
CGGCCAUCAACUCCAGCCUCGAAAAUGAAGAAAAGUAAAUACUCGUUGCCAACUGUGUUGGAUGCAAAUAAAUUUCUGAUGGAUGCAACAGAUGCUGCGGUUUUUGCAACAAAUGCUAAUGACUCUGACAAAGAGGGAACAAGUAGCUCUACGCAGGCAACAGCAGCGAUUCAAACUACUGGUUUAUUGGACAUACAGCAGCUUUUACCAAGCUUUUCUGCCGCAAGUGGUUUGUUCGUAAAUGUACUGGAUGGGAAAAAGAGAAGGAGGAGCAGGAAAAAGGAGGGAGAAAAGGAGAAGAGAGGCCUUCCUCACUGA